This is a messenger RNA of Pocillopora damicornis (cauliflower coral), 4859 nucleotides long. RefSeq lists its product as uncharacterized. Gene Ontology annotation, molecular function: protein binding. Lineage: Eukaryota; Metazoa; Cnidaria; Anthozoa; Scleractinia; Pocilloporidae. The record is from RefSeq and is a predicted model, not a curated record.
GCCAAAUUUAGAGGCGACAUAUGACAGCGUUGAGGAUAUUAGAUGUCUCGUCAGUGGGACUCCGAGCCGUGUCUUUUCCAAUUGCGUUUUAGUUUUCUGUCUUACCAGUCGAUCACUUCAAGUUGAUUAAUCCGAGGGGUGUGUCAUUAAAAAGGUUGUCAUCUUGUGUGGUCCACCCCGCAUAGGUAAACAUGAUCUCAAUCGAACAGGCCACAUAUACCAGGUGGCAUCGAACUAAGGAAGAUCAGAACGCUGUGCACCAGGAUAGGCGUCGAUUUCAUUCUUCAGCGCGUGCCUCUAAGAGUGAAAGCUGUCACGGUCAUUAACUCGAUACAAUUUGUUUCAUAGGCUUAAGAUAUACGUUCAUAUCUCCAACGCAUCAUGAGAGCGGAGCAGAUUCUUCCUCAAAUGAGCCUGUUGGUUCUUCUUUUGAUGUUCGACAACGAAGGACAUUCAAGAUUGGCAGAAGGCAAAACUCUCCAGAAGUUUGCUCAUGACAAAAAAGGAUCUCCCCCGACAUUUAUCAAGUCCCUCAAGAACAAAACGAUCCGAGAAGGCAAAGGUCUGUCCCUUACUUGUAGUGUAACAGGGAAACCCAAGCCUCGUAUAAAAUGGAAGAAAGAUGGCCGGACCAUUCCAAUCGAUGACAGGAGAAUUACGAUUCGAAACAUGCAUAAACUGAGGAUCAAAAAUGCGGGUCCUCAGGACAGUGGUAUCUAUCAUUGUUUCGCCAAGAACCGUCAUGGACAGUCUAACAGUGAAAAAGCAAAGGUGACAGUCCUAAGAACUCAAUCUCGGACCAUGCGUACAUCAUUAGCACUUCUGUUAAGAACGUCCCUUAAAAUGCAAAAUCCAUUUCCAGCAAACGUCAAGCCAUUAAAAAGGACCUUUUCGAUAUGCAGUAAAAGAUUUAGCCGGAUCGAUAAAAUUUACAACAAAGAGGUACUCAGUCUCGUGAAAAACGUGAAGGCAGAGCUGCACAAUGGUAACAUGGCGCUAGAAUCACAGUCUAUGGAGUUAUCGACUUAUUGUCUUUCUGCCUCUCUCCCUCUGAGCAAACUGGUUCGUGAUUGGACAGCUUACUUUAGGACGCCACUCCUCCCCAACCUCCCACGACCAUACAACUUGACGGUUCUUGGAUUGGAAAUUUCGAUGAUCAAUUCAAGUGUUGGCUCCAUAUGGGUUCCUCUCGGCUACGCAGCAAUAUACACAGUACACAGGAAGAUCACCUUGCGAAACGUGACCUUCUUUUAUCGACACCAGUCAGGACAUGGAUCCUUCAUCGCUAAAGGGAAGUACAAAAUUUGUGAUACUGUUUUUGAUAUGACUGUCGAAUCACUUCCAGAUGGUAAUGUCAAGCUCAGCGGUAAUUCAGAAACACCCAUUGAUUUAAACACCAUCGAAAAUGCCUUCGUGUCCGCAAGUCCGUCUUCGAUGUUGGUCAAAGCGAUCAAAAAAGGCAACUUAUUUGAGCUUCGUUUGAUGAGACCUUCCAUGGAAGCAUACAUCAAUAAAGAUUUGAUUGUGAAAUUCUCUGGAAAGUCAUACUUAUACAUGGACACUAGCACCAAGGCAGUUCCUAUCACUCUGGAAAUUUUUGGCGGGAAGUGGGGAAGAGAAGACGUACUUUUGGCGGGAAUUACCAGCAGUCGGAUCACAAUGAACCAAGCAUUGCAUUUGUUCACAAGCUUAUCACUUCCAUAUUUCGACAUGCAUGCUUCCAACGAAUCAAGAGUUGGAAUAGUACUCUCUGCGCAGGCUCUAGACCUUAGUAAAAGUCCAUAUGAAAUAUUUAAGGAAGCACCGCUGGCACAUGCAUUUGCAGACACUGUCCCUGACGGUUUAAGCCUGGUAACCAGUGGAGCAAUUCCCGUUCAAACACACAAGGACAACCAAGUGUGUCAGCUUUUCCAGACUAUUUUUGGCCGUGGAAGUGAGCUUACACUGAAGGCAUCGACAAACUGGGCUUCCAUCAGCCUCGACUGGCAUUUUAUCAAUCUUGCUGCAGGAGCAUUGUCACCUUUUGACCGAGUGGAGAUGAAAAUGAAGAUCAAUGACAGCAGGUUACUAAAGAUAGAGCCUUUGGGACACAUAAACAUCCCUCUUAGUGGAAUUCUUUACAAGAAAGGUCAGCGUUUAGACAGCUGGGAUUUAAGUGGUCAGCUAACAUACAGAGGACUAAAGGCAAACCUUGAAGCAAACUUUAAAACCCGAUCUGCUUGGAGAAAAGCCCUUGGAAUGGAGUACUUGACCAUGAAGAACCUACAGUUAGGAUUAUCGUUACCGAUUGGCCAGUCACAAAAAAGCAGCGCUACUGGCCAAGCUGAACUUCAGCUGGGUUCUCUGUGCAACGCAGCGCGCAAUCGUAAGAACGAAUCUAUCAAGAAAAGUUGCGUCACUGGUCAUUUGUCCUUGGGAUUGUCUGAUAAAUCUGCUGAUCGUUUCUUUUACGGCUCGCUGUCUCCUGUCAGUCUUCAAAAACUGCUUGAAGUGUGUAAUAUCAAUCACAAGCUGCCUGUCGCCCUGGCGACGAUAGGAUUUCCUGAAGGUCUAAAGAUCUCUGCCGCAAAAGGAGCGCACAACCUUAGCGUUCUUGGAGGACCAACCAUAAAACCAGGUUUCAUUCUGUCAGGCAAGAUGAGUUUAUUCGGAAUUGAGACCACAGGAGCAGUUUCGCUUUUACCUGAAGAGUUUGUAAUUGAUGCCAAAAUUAAAUCAGAUGAAGAUCUCGCCACUAUGGACGACAUCACACUAUCAUCUUCCUCGACUGCGGGUUCCAAUCUUAAUUCUAAGCUUUAUCUGACAGCUCGAAUGGAUUCAGUUCCAUCCGUAAAGGCACACCUUGACGGCUUUCCUCGGCUGUUUGGUAUAUUUAAGGACGUACAGAUGCUUGCUACCCGUGAUUCUUUGCAAAUUCACCUGGCCAGUGACGUCAACAAGUCCUACAAAAUCGAUGUCCACUUGAUAACUAACUACAGCACGAAUCGUAACGACACCCAAUUUAAUGCCAUGGUUGUCUUCGACAAUGGGUUGUCCAAGUUGACACGUCUAGCCUCAGAUUACGUGGUAUCAAUGCUUGAAUCAGAGAUGUCGCGACUAAAAUCAGCCAAAAGUGAAGUACAACGCCUUAGAAGAGAAUGUAACAAAACAAUCAAACGAGAAUGCUUCUGGUGUUUGAACCAUGGAGUCUGUGCAAGUUCCUUCUCAGAUGCACAAAAUACCACGCAGAAGAAACGAGGCACGCCACGAAUCGGUUCACCGCUUGACAUUUGUCACCAGGUUGUAAUGAAACGUUGCCUAGUCAACUCUGGGUACCACAAUGUUUGCAGAUUCGUUAGUGCAAACUUGAGCAAGACAUGCGCAAUUUACCGCAGUGCGGCAAGGUCUCAAAAAGACCUGGAGAAGGGACUGCGCUGGGUCAAGGAAGCCGACCAACUUAUGUACAGCGAACUGUUACAGCUCCACUCUAUUUCGUUCAAAACGAAUGUCACAUCAACCAAUCUGGAGAAGAUUUACUUGGAAACUACCUUAGAACUAACAAUAUUUGGACAAAAACAAAGACUCGAAGGUCGACGCAUGGACUUCAACGAAUUCAUGAAAUUUUCGUCGGAGAUUGCCAAGUACGCAGUGGACUGGUACCAAAAGACGCAGCCGCAGUCGAAGCCAAAAUUACGUCAUCCAGAUAACAGGCCAAGGUCUCCGACGUGGUAAGCGAAGAUACCACACAAAUAUUUUCCUCUUCUCUUAUACUUUUAAAGCGAACAGCAUUAAAGAAGGAAAUUUAAGUUUGUAACAAGGGAAGAUAUAACCGAGGGAACUAAUGUUCCACAACGGAAGAGAUUUUACACUUUUAUUGUCAAAUAUUACGAAGAUUUGUUACAGUUGUAAAUCCAAUUGUUAAGUUCAAUUGUUUAAACAAUGAGCGGAGGUAAUGUCACUUUGAAUUAUGGAGAGCGGUAGGUUCGCUAGAUCUCUUUUGAAAAGCCUCGUUUGAGAAUAUUGUUAUUCCUGAUAAGUCGUGUGAUAGCGUCACGCAAUCAUGUCACGCACGGAAUGAGUUCCCAAAUGCACAGCUGUAGGAGCAGCGAUUUGGACACUGCUGUUGCAGGGACCGCGCAGAGCUCAAAACAAAAAAUAAUUUAACAAAAAUAAGGGGACCAAAAAUAGCCCCCAACUCAAAAUCUUGCAGCGCGGUCCCUGUGUUGUAAUUAUUUCGCUAUCUUUUCAACACUUUGUUUAUCCUCUGCUCUUAAGAGACACGUUUCGCAAAGACCUAAAUAUUUUUAUAAAAAACAUUAACUGUAGUUGAGACUUUUUCUGGCAACAAAAUUUGUGCUUGUAAUACAAUCAAACGCUGAGCUAUCAAGCCUGGACAAUAUCAGGGGAAACACCAACUUGUGCCGAGCGCGGGAAAACAUCAGCUCCGUGCAAAGCAUGGGAAAACGCCAGCUUGUAUAAAGCAGGGGAAGACAAAAAUCUUUGUGUAAAGCGCGGGAAGCUUGCAUCAGUGCAACGCACAAUUUGGUGAAGGCGUAAAGCCAUACGAAAAAGCGCAUUAGCUUCAAAGCCGUUGUUACGCUUUGCAUUUGAGGCGAUUUGUAUGACUUUAGGAAGCGCCAUAGUUUUAAUACUCAUGUACACUUCUAUAACUAUCAAAGGAAACAGCUAUGUUUGAACGGUUUGCAGCCAGUGUUUUGAUGAUUACAAAUGAGUUCGCUUUAAAGUAAAAUCACAUGUACACAGUAUUUGAUAUUUAAUUAUAACCAUGGAAUUUCCGGAGGGAAGAUUUUAUGUACGUAGCAACUACGAAAUGUGGAAGAACACGUUUUGUUGAAACAAUAAAGUUAAAUUGAAAAUAU